Molecule: messenger RNA, 514 nt
Organism: Nicotiana tabacum (common tobacco)
Lineage: Eukaryota; Viridiplantae; Streptophyta; Magnoliopsida; Solanales; Solanaceae
Source: RefSeq, a predicted model, not a curated record
CAAGAAUAAAGAAUAUGUGUACAUCCCCUCAAAGAAAAAGAAUAAAUAUUCUCCAACUUUCAGAAUCCAAAACCUUUCUCUUCCAGCUUAUAAGGAGCUAGUUUAGCACUCUCUUUCCCAUAUCAUCUCAGUUUUUUUUUUUUUUUUUAAACUUAAAAUUACUUAUAUGUGAUGGCUUCAUGGACAACAAAGCAAAAAAAGAGAUUUGAGGAGGCGUUGGCAUUAUAUGACAGGGAUACUCCGGAUCGCUGGCAUAACAUUGCGAGGAGUGUAGGAGGGAAAUCAGCAGAGGAAGUGAGGAGACACUAUGAGCUGCUUCUCAAGGAUAUUAUGCAAAUAAAAAAUGACCAAGUACCUUUGCCCAAAUACAAGCCUGCUCAAACCAAUGUCAGAGGUUAUGCUAAUGAACAGAGGCUUCUGAAGAAUCUAAAGCUACAGUGAGGAGAAACCUGCAGCGAUGCUCAACAGUCAAUACCAUCAGACGUUCUGUACAAAAUGCAAUAUGCAAAAAAAA